GCGGGCCGGUGGCCAUGGAGGCGGCGGAGCUCGAUGGGUGACCGUUGGCUGCGGGGCGGGGGUCGCGGCCGGGGCUGCUCGCUCUGACCCCAGCGGGGCGCGCGGGCGGCAGACGCUCGGCCUGGGCUCGCGGGGAGCCCCAGCUCGGCUCCGCCAUGCGGGCAGGGGGCAGCGAGCCCGACGGCGUCCUCAGCUAUCAGAGACCAGAUGAAGAAGCUGUGGUGGAUCAGGGUGGGACCAGUACAAUUCUCAACAUUCACUAUGAGAAAGAAGAGUUGGAAGGUCAUAGAACUCUGUACGUGGGGGUUCGGAUGCCACUGGGCCGACAGAGCCAUCGGCACCACCGAACCCAUGGUCAGAAGCACAGGAGACGAGGUCGGGGCAAAGGAGCCAGCCAGGGGGAGGAGGGCCCUGAAGCCCUGGCCCACGACACACCAUCUCAGCGUGUUCAGUUCAUUCUUGGCACCGAGGAGGAUGAAGAGCAUGUGCCGCAUGAGCUGUUCACAGAGCUGGAUGAGAUCUGUAUGAAAGAGGGAGAAGAUGCUGAGUGGAAGGAGACAGCUAGGUGGCUGAAGUUUGAAGAAGAUGUUGAGGAUGGGGGAGAACGCUGGAGCAAGCCUUAUGUGGCAACCCUGUCAUUGCACAGUCUCUUUGAGUUAAGGAGCUGCCUUAUUAAUGGAACAGUCCUUCUGGAUAUGCGUGCAAAUAGCAUAGAAGAAAUUUCAGACUUGAUCCUGGACCAGCAAGAACUGUUCAGUGACCUGAAUGACAGCAUGAGGGUUAAAGUGCGGGAAGCCCUUCUCAAAAAGCAUCAUCAUCAAAAUGAGAAGAAGAGAAAUAACCUCAUUCCGAUUGUUCGCUCCUUUGCAGAAGUUGGUAAGAAGCAGUCUGAUCCACAUUCGAUGGAUAAAAAUGGCCAAACUGUGUCUCCUCAGUCUGUUCCUCCUGCAAAUCUUGAAGUAAAAAAUGGGAUGAAUUGUGAACACAGCCCUGUGGAUUUAAGCAAGGUGGACCUUCAUUUCAUGAAAAAAAUUCCCACUGGGGCAGAGGCCUCAAACGUCCUGGUUGGAGAGGUGGAUACUCUUGACCGCCCCAUUGUUGCCUUUGUGAGGUUGUCACCAGCCGUUCUUCUCUCAGGCCUGACAGAAGUUCCCAUCCCAACUAGAUUUUUGUUUAUCCUAUUGGGCCCAGUAGGGAAAGGUCAGCAGUACCAUGAGAUUGGCAGAUCCAUGGCCACCAUCAUGACCGAUGAAAUUUUUCAUGAUGUGGCAUACAAGGCAAAAGAACGAGAUGAUCUCCUGGCGGGGAUUGAUGAGUUCCUAGACCAAGUGACAGUGCUCCCUCCAGGAGAGUGGGACCCCUCCAUUAGAAUUGAACCACCCAAAAAUGUCCCUUCCCAGGAAAAAAGGAAAAUGCCUGGAGUUCCAAAUGGAAAUGUUUGCCACAUAGAACCAGAACCACAUGGGGGUCACAGCGGUCCAGAACUUCAGCGCACGGGGCGGCUGUUUGGGGGCUUGGUGCUGGACAUCAAGCGGAAGGCCCCUUGGUACUGGAGCGACUACCGGGAUGCACUCAGCUUGCAGUGUUUGGCCUCCUUUCUGUUCCUGUACUGUGCCUGCAUGUCACCUGUCAUCACCUUUGGGGGAUUGCUCGGAGAAGCCACUGAGGGACGAAUAAGUGCGAUCGAAUCUUUGUUUGGUGCCUCCAUGACCGGGAUUGCUUAUUCCUUAUUUGCGGGACAAGCGCUUACCAUCCUGGGAAGUACUGGGCCGGUGCUCGUGUUUGAAAAGAUUUUGUUCAAAUUCUGCAAAGACUACGCCCUUUCAUACCUCUCGCUGCGAGCUUGUAUCGGACUGUGGACUGCCUUCCUCUGUAUUGUCCUUGUGGCAACUGAUGCCAGUUCCCUUGUCUGCUACAUUACCCGCUUCACUGAAGAAGCGUUUGCCUCACUGAUUUGCAUUAUUUUCAUCUAUGAAGCAAUAGAAAAGCUGAUUCACCUGGCAGAUACCUACCCUAUCCACAUGCACAGUCAGCUGGACCACCUUAGCCUGUAUUACUGCAGGUGUACUCUUCCAGAGCAUCCAAACAAUCACACCCUGCAGUACUGGAAGGACCACAGUAUUGUGACCACAGAAGUCCACUGGGCUAACCUGACUGUUAGUGAAUGCCAAGAGAUGCAUGGAGAAUUCAUGGGAUCUGCGUGUGGUCAUCAUGGACCUUAUACUCCUGAUGUACUCUUUUGGUCCUGUAUUCUCUUCUUCACCACCUUCAUUCUCUCAAGUACCUUAAAGACAUUUAAGACAAGCCGCUAUUUCCCAACCAGAGUACGCUCCAUGGUGAGUGACUUUGCUGUUUUCCUCACUAUCUUCACAAUGGUGAUUAUUGAUUUUUUUAUUGGCGUCCCAUCACCAAAGCUUCAAGUUCCCAGUGUGUUCAAGCCAACACGGGAUGAUCGAGGGUGGAUUAUUAGUCCCAUUGGCCCCAACCCCUGGUGGACUGUGAUAGCAGCAAUCAUCCCAGCUCUUCUUUGUACUAUCUUAAUAUUCAUGGACCAGCAGAUCACAGCUGUCAUCAUUAAUAGGAAGGAACACAAGCUCAAGAAAGGUUGUGGCUACCACCUGGACCUGUUGAUGGUAGCCAUCAUGCUGGGUGUCUGCUCCAUCAUGGGCCUGCCCUGGUUUGUGGCUGCAACUGUCCUGUCCAUCACACAUGUGAACAGCCUCAAGCUGGAAUCUGAGUGCUCUGCUCCUGGAGAACAGCCCAAGUUCUUGGGUAUUCGAGAGCAGAGAGUAACAGGUCUUAUGAUCUUUGUGCUGAUGGGCUGCUCAGUCUUCAUGACCACUAUACUAAAGUUUAUCCCAAUGCCAGUGCUCUAUGGAGUUUUCCUCUACAUGGGAGUCUCUUCACUGCAGGGAAUUCAGUUCUUUGAUCGGCUGAAGCUCUUUGGGAUGCCUGCAAAACACCAGCCAGACUUUAUCUACCUUCGGCACGUGCCGCUGCGCAAAGUGCAUCUCUUCACCCUCAUCCAGCUAACCUGCCUUGUCCUGCUCUGGGUCAUCAAGGCAUCUCCAGCUGCCAUUGUCUUUCCAAUGAUGGUUUUGGCCUUGGUCUUUGUCAGGAAAGUCAUGGAUCUCUGUUUCUCUAAGCGAGAACUGAGCUGGUUGGAUGAUCUCAUGCCUGAAAGCAAAAAGAAGAAGUUGGAUGAUGCAAAAAAGAAGGCCAAGGAGGAAGAGGAGGCCGAGAAAAUGUUAGAAAUGGGGGGAGACAAGUUCCCUUUAGAGAACAGGAAGUUACUAAGUAGUCCCGGAAAGAACAACAGUUUCAGGUGUGACCCCUCUGAGAUCAAUAUAUCUGAUGAAAUGCCUAAAACCACGGUCUGGAAAACUCUCAGUAUGAAUUCUGGAAAUACAAAGGAAAAAAGGUUAAUGAAGAAAAUGGAAGAACUUGAAGCAUCUUUGCCUACGUUGAGUCUCUUCAACUAAAAGUCUUCGCUUGGGAUGGAAGAUUUGGGCCAUGAGGUGCCUCAGGGAAGUUCUGCUUACAGAGAAGAUGGUGAGUCGCUCAGAGAAGAAGCGAGACCUAUCUGGCCCUGUCCUUGGUCAUAUCAAAGCCAUGCUGAAGCAUCCAGUUAUUUAUGGUUUGUGCGGGUGGGCAUCCAGCUACCCCCACGCCAGCAACCCGUCACCAGAUGUGAGUGUGGAAGAAGACCACCCUCUGUUGGUACUUCUCUUCCUUCUCGUUCUCUUCAGAACUACAUCUUUGAAGACCCUGCUUCCCAUUUUCCAGUCAUUUUUCUGAAACAUUCUGCUGGCGUCCUGAGCCAUCUGGAGCCAUUCUGCCACUGAGAAUUCCUUCAACGGAGUCCCUCUUCCUAAAGGAUGGGGUUGGGGGGAGGUAGGAAGAUAGCAGAAAGAAAAGGGAUAGCUCCCCAGUCGGAUAGAAUCUGCAGACUCCUAGGUAGCCUUGGUUUGACUGCCUCCUCUGGUGGUUGCUGCUCAGAUUCAGAGGCUGCCGGGAGGGUCUGCUGCGAGGAGGGGCAAUGUGGGCAUUGGCAGUGCCCACCUCUGCAGUUGGGAAGGCACCUUUGACUCUGGUGCGCCUUCAUUGCUCACUGGAGCCGUCUGUAUAGCUCAGUGAGAACCGGGAUGAUGACGGGGCCAAGGAGGACAUUGGAGUUGUUUAGGCUUGGAUGGGAAAAGGCUCAGGGGAAAAUCAGUAAAAUUGAAAGUGAAUAGCUUCUCUUAGUUUCAAGAGGAGAGAUUACUAGAAUGAACUUAAAUUAGUACAGAGGGAACGAGUUUAGGUGCCAGAAAGGAGUUCCUAAAUGAAAUAUUUGUCAUAGUGUCUGCUUUCUGGAUAUCUGGGAAAGAUUUGAUACUCGUUGUUUGUGGGUAGAAAGUGAGAUAUAAGGUGUUUUUAUUGGCCAUGUUGUGGAAACAUCCAUGUCUUGCUGCUGUCUCUUGAUACAUUCUGAUUCCAUUCCUGGAGAGAUCUAAGUGCUUACGUCACGUCUCCUUAGUUGCCUUAGUAGUGACCAUUGUCAAUUCAAUGGACCAAAACCGCCCUCAGCCAUGUGGUUUCUUCAGCACCAUGAAUUUCUUUUAGUCAGUAAUGUUCUGACUUUCAGAUGUAAAAAGCCACGCUGGAAAAUGAACAGUGAGUGGUAAGAUUUAUUUUGACAUUUAGUUUAAAACUUUAUAGUUUUCUCUGUUGAAGUGAUUUUCAAGGAUUUGGGUUCUAUAGACUUUCCUUCCCUGUGUGCACAGAAUGUGAAGAGAAAGCAUAUCAGUAACCAGGGAAUCCGACCAUAUUCAUUUUCCACCCUGAAAAAUCAUUGGACAGAGGGACAUCUCCCCAGUGUGCUUUCCUCUCAUAGGUGAUGAUUGGACUAUAUCACUUUGUGGAAUCUUACAUUCCUUGGACUCUUCAAAUGUAGUAGUUUUCUAGUCUUAAAGACCUUUGACAUUGGAAGUAUCCUGCAUUUAUUUUAUAUUUCACUGUCUCCUGGAGCCACAAUUGUUUUACACAGCUGAUUUUAAAAAUUCUUAACAACCGGUACAGGAGGGCACCAACCGCUCAGAAUGGAUACCUGCUGUAAACAGCAGUAAGUGAGGCCCGCCGGUGCCUACUGGCUGAAUGUCACACAGCUUUCAAAUGUCAAAAUGAUAGCCCAAAAUGAAUUGUGGGUACUAGUCCUGGUUUGUCUGAAUUCUGCUGACAGGCUGUUUUAAGAGAUGGCCUCGGUUUCCUUUCUUUUGGUGCAGAUGGGAUCAGGUAUGCUUAUUUGAAAUAUGUGAGCAUUAAAAUCUUUGUGAGCCAAAGCUUCACAUUUUGUCACUUUAGGAUAAAUGUAAUAAUUGAAUGCAUUUACCUACCUAAUUUAGAAAAAAUCAAAAGGCAAUCUGUCAGUGGGAAAAGGUUCCUGGCUGUCUUUCCCUCUCCCUGUAGGGCUGCUCCUGGAGCUUGCCUCUCUUCCCAUUCUCUGAUCCCUGGAACGUGCCCCCUUUCUUCCUCUUCCAUCGUCUCCUGCCACCUCUGUGCAGGAGGCCAGUGACUGCUGCAUCCGCCCCCCACCCUCAUCACGACUGUAAGGAAUGUAACAGGGACGAGUCCAUUGUGCAACCAAAACAGGUGACGUCACUAAGGAAAAAAAUCUCUUUGCUAAUCCCGAUGUCUUAUAAUGCCUGUGCACACUAAGUUUUCUGAGGGUAAGAAAUCUGUCUUUGCGAACACUUUGCAGUGCAGAUACAGGACGAAAUGUGUACUUUUGAGUCCUUCCCAAGCCAAAACCUCAGGUUACUGCACAUUAGGAGUGUCAGCUACUAGAAGUCUGUGCCAGUCCUUAAACCAUUAGAUUUUUGUCAAAUAAUGUGCCAUUUCUACUACUUCUCAGUGGUGGAAACAUUCCUUUUUCUUUCUCUCAUCUUUUCUAACUCCCAAACACUGGCUAACUCCCAAUUCUGGCUGCUUGCUUGCACGGGCCUGCAGUGACGACCAUGGGGCCAGAGUCAGCUGGGCCGUGUUUAGAGUGGGUGCCUGGGAGUGGCGGAGAAGCAGAGCUGGUGGGGGCAGAGUUUAUCAACAAAUAAGAGUUUAUCCAUAAGAUUUCCAUUCCGCUGUGCCGUGUGCACUUAGCAAGGGGAUGGGCAGGUACAUCAAAAUAUGGUCUUUCUCCCGUCUAGGUGUUCACCUCUGUGACUUCUCUGACAGAAUAGCUUGAUGGCAGGUGUAGUCAGAUUAGUUUAGAGAAAGAGGCAUUUAAGCUCCACAUAAUGGAGAAACAACUUAGGGGUGGAAAGCAAGGCAGGUAGUUGGUUAGGCUAUUUCUGUACCUAUGUCUGCUUGGGGCAGUGAAGUGGUCCACCUCUUUGAUGACAAGGACAGAUUUCAAGAAUAGUUUUGAGUGGUCUGCCUUCACAGGAUGGUAGAAAAAGGAAGAGCAGGAGGCCAGGGACUUAAGAAAAUGUUGGUAGGUAGAAUCUUGGCUCUAAGGGGAAGAAUUAGAAUUGCUAAGUGGGUGGGUUACAUCUUAGUUCAUAAAUUUUAGGGAAGGAUGGGUCUAAAAAGAAAGCAAAGACCAGCAGAAAUAUGCUGUGAAAUUGCCAAAUAUGUUUGGUUACAUAAAAUGCAGGCUAGUUCUCUGUGGUGGUUGUGGUGGAGGGAGAGUGAGCCACCUCUGCCCAAAACUAGUGUGAUUAGUUGCUGUUUCUUUGUCUGGGGUGUGACUGGCUUCUAAACUAGUCACAAAUGUGUGGUAAAGGUCUGGUCUGUGCUAAGUUUUAGACUUGAUUGACAUCUCAGGCUAUAACAACUGUCACCUUCAAGAGGUCUCUGGCUAUCAAAAAAGACAAUUCCCAAUUCUACUUAAUUUUCUACUUACUCAACUCUCCAGAUUUUCCUUCCUAUAGCGGAGCCGGUAAUUCUCCCUGCAUCUUCUUAGUUGAUUUCAUUGUUACUUCUGUGGGCCCAGCAGAAAUCAGCAGCUCUUGGGCUUCUCUUCGGAGCUUUGCAGUUGACUCCAACGUGCAUGUUUUUGAGUGUCCGUGUGUUCCUGAAGCAUCGGAGAAAACGUGACCCCAGGGCCUCUGGCUUGCCCCUGACUAGCAUUAGAACACCACACUGCAUGUUCUCGCUCUGUCUCCUUUUGCAGAGCGGGAACCAUCCUCCUAGGUCUUUCAAAGUCUUUGCCAGUUUGUUACUGUGUUUUCCUUGGACUUCUCAGGUUUCGAAGCCAUGUCCUGGCAGGACACACCGGAACCCUGCACUGAAUGUCCUUGAUCCUCUUGAAUUUCUUGUGUUUGUAGCUGUCCCUCCGCCCAUAAAGUAGAAAUUCUUCUGUGAUUCCAUUAGCCAAAUGACGUAUUACCUGUGUUCCUCCCCUUUUACUCACUCAUUUUUGCAAAAACCCUUUCCUCUUCUUUUUGCCUUGUCCUCAGUCUUUCAAGUGUCCUUGGAGGGAAAAUGUUCUUGGUCAGAGGUCCUAAAAACCACCACCAGUUGCGGUGGUGAGAGAGGUGAGGAACUUGGAUAUUUCUAGGUUUUUCUGGAACGAGGACUUUACAUUUGUUUUCCAUAUUUAUGGUGAGGGAUUCUACGCCCUCCAGCUCAUCAGAUUUAUAUAAACAGAAAAGAGACAUUCCAAAACCAAAUAGAAGUGAUUUUUCUACCAAAUAUAUUCUUUAUGAUUCUUGGUGGCCUUGGUCUUUUUCAUCAAUUAUAGAGAAGGGGCAGUUGACUCAAUUAACAUUUCUUUACCAGAAAGGAGGCUAAUUUUCAUAACCAAAAAAGGUGUGAAGUAAUUACGUGGCUGCUUGAAACAUGAAAGGAGGAAAGGAAGUGAGUGUCCCGUGAACCAGAGUGGACUACCACAUCCACGGGCAUGGUUCUUUCAGGCGAUUCUGUGCUGGAAGGGAAUGGGAUGGUUUUGGAUCCUCCUGAAAAGAGGAAUAGCGUGUUCUUAAACCUCGUCCACUGGAAAAUUCAGAACUUUUCCUUUUAGUUUAUGACAGAGAGCGAGCGCGUGCGCACACCCUCCUCCGGCAUCUUCCGAGCCUGGCCGACAUCAGCAGAGCUUGGGCUCCUCUUAGCAGGUUUGCAGUUGACUCAGCAUGCAGGUUGGUCCCUUGUGCAAUAAUGUUGGAAACAGAAGUACCAAACUGAAUGUGCAAUUACUCCUUUUGCAAAAGAGGCCAAAAUCCUCCUCCCCACUCCUUUCUCCCAUACUCACUCCAAGAUGAUAAGCCUCCCUUUUGUUUAUCUGUGUCUGUCUGAUCCUUAGCUGUGGCUGCCCUUCCAAGCCAGUGGUGUCAGGUGGAGAGCAGAGCAGCCUUCCCACGGAAGGGGACAACUUGAGGUGCUGGUACAUUUCCCUUGUUUUCUAUGUUCUUUCUAGUAGGUCUCAUGUAGAGAUAGAGAUAUUUUUGUUUUAGAGAUUCCAAAGUAUAUAUUUUUAGUGUAAGAAAUGUACCCUCUCCACACCCCAUGGUGUAAAUAGAAUCAAGAAUGAAUGUGUCAUGUGAUAAUCCCAUAGCAAUCUGUGGUAGGAGUAGGACCCCCUCUGCCUCACAGUCUGUGUCUGUGAACCAGGGGAGGUGAUCGCGGCACCUCUGCCUGCCCAGACCUCUCUGUGUUCAACGGGUGAAAAAUAAAGUCUGUGUAAACUGUUUGCACCUGUGUUGUUCUUUGAGCCUGAAUCAGGGGCUGAGCCACCACCCACCAACUUCAUAACUUG
This is a messenger RNA of Talpa occidentalis (Iberian mole), 8731 nucleotides long. RefSeq names its product solute carrier family 4 member 8 (gene SLC4A8). The coding region runs from base 156 to 3482 and encodes 1108 amino acids. NCBI's taxonomy places the organism in Eukaryota, Metazoa, Chordata, Mammalia, Eulipotyphla, Talpidae. Gene Ontology annotation, cellular component: plasma membrane. The transcript has 26 exons. Gene Ontology annotation, molecular function: monoatomic anion transmembrane transporter activity; sodium:bicarbonate symporter activity; solute:inorganic anion antiporter activity. Gene Ontology annotation, biological process: transmembrane transport; regulation of intracellular pH; bicarbonate transport. The record is from RefSeq and is a predicted model, not a curated record.